AUGUCUUACCGCAACGAGUCCAACAGCUACGGCAGUGGCAACCAGAGCUCCGGCUACGGUGACAACAAUUCCUCCAGCUAUGGUGGCAACGACUCUAGCUCUGGUCGUGACCAGGACAGCUACGGCAGUAGCAACACUGGCAGCAAUAGCUACGGCAGCAACAACAACUCUUCCAGCUACGGUGACAACGACUCUUCUAGCUACGGCAACAAGUCUAGCUCUGGUCGUGACCAAGACAGCUACGGCAGCAACAACAACUCUUCCAGCUACGGUGACAACGACACUUCUAGCUACGGCAACAAGUCUAGCUCUGGUCGUGACCAAGACAGCUACGGCAGCAACAGCAACUCCUCUAGCUACGGUGACAAGUCUAGCUCCAGCCGCGACGAGGAUAGCUACAGCAGCAACAACAACUCCUCCAGCUACGGCAACAAGUCCAGCUCUGGUCGCGACUCCGACAGCUACGGCAGCAAUAACAACAACAACUCCGACAGCUACGGCAACAAGUCUAGCUCUAGCCGCGACGAGGAUAGCUACGGCAGCAACAACAACUCUUCCAGCUACGGUGACAACGACACUUCUAGCUACGGCAACAAGUCUAGCUCUGGUCGUGACCAAGACAGCUACGGUAGCAACAACAACUCCUCCAGCUACGGUGGCAACGACUCUAGCUACGGCAACAAGUCUAGCUCUGGUCGUGACCAAGACAGCUAUGGCAGCAACAACAACUCCUCCAGCUACGGUGACAACAACUCCUCCGGCGACAUUGCUAGCACGAUACUGGACAAGGCUUCAGAUGUCUUCAACCGCCGUGAUUAA
This is a messenger RNA of Penicillium egyptiacum, 819 nucleotides long. Lineage: Eukaryota; Fungi; Ascomycota; Eurotiomycetes; Eurotiales; Aspergillaceae. The record is from the annotation of a GenBank genome assembly.